GCAGCCGAGGGGAGGCGCAGAGCGGCCGGCGUCGGCAUCCUGCUGUGACGUAUCCAUGACGUGAGCGGGGACUUGCGAAGCAGGCGACGCGUCGAAUCCCGGCCGUAGAGGUUGUCGUGAGGCGCGCCUCGAAGAGAGCGGACGUGCGCCCUGCCCAGCAGUGUCGACCACCAAACACUCCACACGCUGAAGAAUGUGCUUGUAGCGAAAACCGUCACCAGUCCAAGAGGGCAACCAGAGCGAGUGAACGAGUGUACAGAGUGAACGUAGCCUAGUGGCGUGUACAUAAGUGUGUACAUAAGAGUGAUCGGUGGUGCUGGUGGAAGCCAGCGUCUGGCCGUUGUUCGUGGAUACCGUGUAUCCUCUGCUGCCGUCCUUCUGCUGAGCAGGGCCACCGACGCCCGCCGCUACUCCAGCAACCAUGGCUGACACGGGCAGAACAGAUUCGUACCGCCACGCUACGGAUCGUAACGUCCCUGAUGAUAACCGAACUGUGAAGGGAGACCCCAAGUCAAAAAAGAAGAAUGUCAAGGGGAAGAGGAAAGGGGAGAAGGAGAAGGAUAUGGACAACCUGAAACAGGAAUUGGAACUUGAUGAACACAAGGUCCCCAUAGAAGAACUCUUUCAGCGCCUCUCCGUCAAUCCUGACACAGGUUUGACACAAGCUGAGGCCCGUCGCAGGUUAGAAAGGGAUGGCCCCAACGCCCUCACCCCUCCCAAGCAAACUCCAGAAUGGGUCAAAUUUUGCAAGAACCUGUUUGGUGGAUUCUCACUGCUGCUGUGGAUUGGUGCCAUUCUCUGCUUCAUUGCUUACUCCAUUGAGGCUGCAUCAGAGGAGGAACCCAAUAAUGAUAAUCUGUACUUGGGCAUUGUGCUCACCGCUGUCGUAAUCAUCACAGGCAUCUUCUCGUACUACCAGGAGAGCAAGAGUUCCCGCAUCAUGGAGUCCUUCAAAAACCUUGUUCCUCAAUAUGCCAUUGUCAUCCGUGAGGGUGAGAAACUGAAUGUGCAGGCUGAAGAACUAUGCAUAGGUGACAUCAUUGACGUCAAGUUUGGUGAUCGUAUCCCUGCUGACAUGCGAGUCAUUGAAGCUCGAGGUUUCAAGGUCGACAACUCUUCACUCACUGGUGAGUCUGAGCCACAGAGUCGCUCUCCUGAAUUCACAUCUGAGAAUCCUCUUGAGACCAAGAACCUUGCCUUCUUUUCCACCAAUGCUGUUGAAGGUACUUGCAAGGGUAUUGUAAUCAAUAUUGGUGACAACACUGUGAUGGGUCGCAUUGCUGGUCUGGCCUCUGGCUUGGAAACUGGAGAGACUCCAAUUGCCAAGGAGAUCAGUCACUUCAUCCACAUCAUUACUGGUGUGGCCGUCUUCCUGGGUGUUACAUUCUUCGUCAUUGCCUUCAUCCUGGGUUACCAUUGGCUGGAUGCUGUUGUGUUCCUCAUUGGUAUCAUUGUGGCCAAUGUGCCCGAGGGUCUGCUGGCCACUGUCACCGUGUGUCUCACCCUCACUGCCAAGCGUAUGGCUGCCAAGAACUGCUUGGUGAAGAACUUGGAGGCUGUGGAAACCCUGGGUUCAACCUCUACCAUCUGCUCCGACAAGACUGGCACCCUCACUCAGAACCGUAUGACAGUCGCUCACAUGUGGUUUGACAACACCAUCAUUGAGGCAGAUACCUCAGAGGACCAAUCUGGCUGCCAGUACGACAAGACUUCUGAGGGAUGGAAGGCUCUCUCCCGAAUUGCUGCUCUCUGCAACCGUGCCGAAUUCAAGACAGGUCAGGAAGAUGUUCCCAUUCUGAAACGAGAAGUGAACGGUGAUGCUUCCGAGGCUGCUCUGCUGAAGUGUGUGGAACUUGCCAUAGGAGAUGUGAGGGGCUGGCGCUCCCGCAACAAGAAGGUCUGUGAGAUUCCUUUCAACUCCACCAACAAGUACCAGGUGUCUAUCCACGAGACCCAGGACAAGAACGACCUCCGCUACCUGCUUGUAAUGAAGGGUGCUCCAGAGAGGAUCCUCGAACGAUGCUCUACUAUCUUCAUGAAUGGCGAGGAGAAGCCUUUGGAUGAGGAGAUGAAGGAAUCUUUCAACAAUGCUUACUUGGAGUUGGGUGGGCUUGGAGAGCGUGUGCUAGGCUUUUGUGACUAUGUCCUGCCCUCCGACAAGUAUCCCCUUGGCUAUCCCUUCGAUGCUGAUGCUGUUAACUUCCCUGUGCACGGUCUUCGGUUUGUUGGGCUCAUGUCCAUGAUUGAUCCUCCCCGUGCUGCCGUGCCCGACGCUGUGGCCAAGUGCCGUUCUGCUGGUAUCAAGGUCAUCAUGGUUACUGGUGAUCACCCUAUCACUGCCAAGGCCAUUGCCAAGUCUGUGGGUAUCAUUUCUGAGGGCAAUGAGACUGUGGAGGACAUUGCCCAAAGACUCAACAUUCCCAUCAAGGAGGUUGACCCCCGCGAGGCCAAGGCUGCUGUGGUCCACGGCUCCGAGUUGAGGGACAUGACUUCUGAACAGCUGGAUGACGUCCUUAUCCAUCACACUGAGAUUGUGUUCGCCCGUACCUCCCCACAGCAGAAGCUCAUCAUUGUGGAGGGCUGCCAGCGUAUGGGAGCCAUUGUAGCUGUAACUGGAGAUGGUGUAAAUGACUCCCCUGCCCUCAAGAAGGCCGAUAUUGGUGUGGCCAUGGGUAUUGCUGGAUCCGACGUGUCUAAGCAGGCUGCUGACAUGAUCCUGUUGGAUGACAACUUUGCUUCUAUUGUCACUGGUGUAGAAGAGGGCAGGCUUAUUUUUGAUAACCUGAAGAAAUCUAUUGCCUACACCCUCACCUCCAACAUCCCUGAGAUCUCCCCCUUCUUGUUCUUCAUGAUUGCCUCCGUGCCUCUUCCUCUGGGCACCGUCACCAUUCUCUGCAUUGAUCUGGGUACUGACAUGGUCCCGGCCAUUUCCCUGGCCUAUGAGGCUGCUGAAUCAGACAUUAUGAAGCGCCAGCCACGAGACCCGUGGCACGACAAGCUCGUGAACUACAGGCUCAUCUCCAUGGCCUAUGGUCAAAUUGGCAUGAUCCAGGCUCUGGCUGGAUUCUAUGUGUACUUUGUCAUCAUGGCUGAGAACGGGUUCCUGCCUCCCAUCCUCUUUGGCAUCCGUGAGCAGUGGGACUCCAAGGCCAUCAACGAUCUGGAGGAUUACUAUGGCCAGGAAUGGACAUAUCAUGACCGCAAGAUCCUUGAGUACACCUGCCACACUGCGUUCUUUGUGGCCAUUGUGGUGGUGCAGUGGGCUGACUUGAUCAUCUGUAAGACUCGCCGUAACUCCAUCCUUCACCAGGGCAUGAAGAACAUGGUGCUUAACUUUGGAUUGUGUUUCGAAACUACACUGGCUGCCUUCCUCUCCUACACACCAGGCAUGGACAAAGGUCUAAGGAUGUAUCCCCUCAAAUUCUACUGGUGGCUGCCAGCUCUCCCGUUCUCAUUACUCAUCUUUGUGUACGACGAGUGUCGCCGGUUCGUGCUGCGCAGGAACCCUGGUGGCUGGGUGGAGAUGGAGACCUAUUAUUAAGGUUUGUAGUGAGCACAAGUUUACAAGAGCUCAAGAGCGUGGCCACCACCAGCAGCCUCCUCCCUCACAGCCAGCACUUGCAUCACUGUCACUCCUCUGUGAUGUCUGGGGAUUGGAACUGUUGUAUUAUAACCUUCAAAAGAAAUGAUAUACUUUAAUUAGAAUCCAGAGAAUAUAUAACAACCAAGUGUUGGUGGCUCAGUAAUGUGCUCUGUCAAUAAUGAUUCCAUUGCUUAUUUCUGUGUUACUUACUGGGGAUUUUAGUGUCAUUAUGGUUGUUUCUAAUUUCCCCAUUGUUAUAUAUAAGAUUUGCAGUAAGUAACAUUGAGAUAUUUGUACAGAAUCCUGGUGAAAGCAUGUAUUAAAGAGAAAAAGUGACAUAAAAAAUAAAAAAAAAUGCAGGAAACUUGGACUGAGGCUCCUGAGCCUCGCCUGGCCAGGGUGCAGGUGUGAGAAAGCAGGGAGUUCUGGAGGGCCACUAUAAAAAAUAGAUAUAUAUAUUUAAUAUUAACUAAUACAAAAAUAUAUAUUAUAAAUUAUAAAGUAUAUAUAUAAAUAUAUAUAUAUUCACACACAGACACACACAAACAUACAUACAAACACCAUAACUUACAGGUACAGUCAAAGAUGCAUGAACCACACACACACACACGCACACGCACACGCACACACACACACAUGCAUACAUGCACACAUGUAUGUAUGGCUCAAGAAAUAAUAUGAAGAAGCCCACUGUGGUGUUUAGAUGGAAAACUUUGGUUUCUUACACAAGUAGCCCUGGCAAGUUUGUCUCAUCUGUUAACUUUUGUGUAAAUUUUAGUGCACAUGAGUAGAAGUGUGAUGGCUACAGAAGUGCAGCCAAAAAACAAGUGUAAAAAAUGUGUAGAUAGUGUGUAGACAGCCCCUGAUCUUCAUAAGACGACCUAUAGUUUGCAAGAAAAGUUUUCAUAAUCCAUCAUUCGGAAUAAACUUGUUACAGCUGUCCUGCUCAAACCUUCUCCCAUGUUCGUUGGUUCAUAUUUUAACGCUGAGGUUUUAUUUUAUGUUCUCCCUCAAUCAGUGGAUAUGUAUUAACAUUUUUACAUAUGUGCAGUAAAAUCUGAAAAAUAAUACAUUUUAACUUAAAAAUAA
Molecule: messenger RNA, 4672 nt
Organism: Portunus trituberculatus (swimming crab)
Lineage: Eukaryota; Metazoa; Arthropoda; Malacostraca; Decapoda; Portunidae
Gene: Atpalpha
Product: sodium/potassium-transporting ATPase subunit alpha-like
Exons: 15
Coding region: 422-3541 (1039 amino acids)
Biological process (GO): potassium ion import across plasma membrane; intracellular sodium ion homeostasis; sodium ion export across plasma membrane
Cellular component (GO): membrane
Molecular function (GO): ATP binding; P-type sodium:potassium-exchanging transporter activity; ATP hydrolysis activity
Source: RefSeq, a predicted model, not a curated record